This is a messenger RNA of Zerene cesonia (dogface butterfly), 1213 nucleotides long. RefSeq lists its product as uncharacterized. The coding region runs from base 46 to 753 and encodes 235 amino acids. The record is from RefSeq and is a predicted model, not a curated record. Lineage: Eukaryota; Metazoa; Arthropoda; Insecta; Lepidoptera; Pieridae. The transcript has 3 exons.
ACGAAUGUGCUACAUGCCUGUUUGACAAUUGUACAUUGAGCUAAGAUGAGAGCAUUCGUCUUUUUGUGUGUGGUGGCGGCGUCGGUUGCCAUGCCAACCAGGGAGGAUGGAGUCAUGGAGCGGUUUGUCUCCACACUUCGUGACUGUGUGGAGACCGACACAAUGCUGUGUUUGAAGGAAAAAGCAAUGAAGUUCACAGAAAAUUUGGCAGUGGCAAAGGAUUUGAGCCUGGUUGAUGGCAUUAACUUCUCCAGAACUGGGUCACCGCGCUCCGCCAGGAGCUACGAGCCCUUAGCAGAUGAUCCCAAGGCAAGGGAACUCCAAGUUGAGGAGAGGAUCAUGGACAACGUAGUCGACUUCCUGGAUAACCACGUUCUUCAGCUGAGAAUGCCCAAGUCCUUCACUGAGGAUAAUUCCGUUGAAGAAGAAGGCCGUGGCAAGAAGAAGAAGAAGCUGAAGAAACUCCUCCCCAUCCUGGCUCUCAUCAAGCUGAAGUUAGCCGCUCUCAUCCCACUCUUCCUUGGUAUCAUUGCCUUCGCGGUGUUCAAGGCAUACCUCCUUGGAAAGGUCGCCUUUAUUGCUGCAGCCAUUGGGGCUUUGAAGAAGCUGCUAGACUCCAAACACUCCAAGAGCAGUGGCUGGUCUGAACCACCUCAUGAGGAGCAUGGAUGGGAAAGCGGCGGCGGCGGCGGCUGGGGCAGGUCCCAAGACGCUCAAAACUUAGCAUACGGCGCCCAUAUUAAGCAGGCAUAAACCAUUGCCGUAAUUAAUUUAUUUGUGUGAAUCUCUAUUUAUUUCUCGACCACCGUUUGUGACUGUGUGAGUGUGACAGUAUUUUUAUAAUAUGCAUUCGAUAUUGUGCUUUAAUCUUGACUGAUUUAUUUAGUCUAUGUAGGUUUAUAGUAUAUAUCGUUUUUAUAUAUUUAUGUCCUUUUUGUAUAUAUUCAAUGAUAAAUAUGUCUAUGUUAUGUAUCUUGCUUUGUAUCAUCUUAAUGGUAUUUUUCGAUGAAUUCUAUUUAUAUCUUACAUAUCUAUUAUUUACCAAAUGUUUUAAUAUUUUGUUCCAAAGAUAUAUGUGUAUUUUUAUAAGUUUGUAUUAUGUAUAUAUCUUAUUAAGUUAUGCGUGAUUGAGUGGACCGAGUCAUAUAAUUUAUUACAGAGUUAUCGAGAGAUUAAGUUAUUAAAAUGAUAAUUGUAAUUGAAAUUAAAAUAU